UAGAAAUCCUACCGUGAUGAAGCCACUGAAGAACACCAGAGCUGGUGAGUGGCCCCAGCAGACUGAUGAGGAAAAUGAGGAUUUGGGGCUGUUUAUUCCAUUGGAGGAGCAAGAUGGAGAGGAUAUUGAGAGAAGGAAGAGGAGGAGGAAGGCAACCAAACGGAAAAGAGAAGGGAAAAGUCAAGAAGAGGAGGGAUCUUUGUCUUGUGACAUCAAGCUAGAUGAUACCCUUGAUCGCACCUUAGAAGAUGGAGCUAAACAACAUAACCUAACAGUUGUCAACGUGCGAAACAUCCUGCAUGAAGUGAUCACAAAUGAGCAUGUGGUUGCCAUGAUGAAAGCAGCCAUCAGUGAGACUGAAGAUAUACCUUUGUUUGAGCCCAAAAUGACUCGUUCCAAACUGAAGGAAGUUGUGGAGAAAGGAGUGGUGAUUCCAACAUGGAAUAUUUCUCCAAUUAAGAAGGCAAAUGAGGUGAAGCCUCCUCAGUUUGUGGACAUUCCUCUUGAGGAAGAUGAUUCAUCUGAUGAAGAAUACCAGCCUGAUGAUGAGGAUGAGGAUGAGACUGCAGAAGAGAGCUUACUGGAAAGUGAUGUAGAGAGCACUGCUUCUUCUCCUCGGGGAGCAAAACGGUCUAGGACAAGGCGAUCAUCUGAUGAAGAGGGAGGGACACUCUGCGAGGCCUUUUUAAUUAGAUGGAGAAGGUUACUACACCUGUUGUUAGACAUAUUAGUGCUGAAGUAG
Messenger RNA from Pygoscelis adeliae (Adelie penguin), 742 nucleotides. Its product is annotated as GON-4-like protein. Gene Ontology annotation, molecular function: transcription coregulator activity. Gene Ontology annotation, biological process: regulation of DNA-templated transcription. The transcript is spliced from 8 exons. Gene Ontology annotation, cellular component: nucleus. NCBI's taxonomy places the organism in Eukaryota, Metazoa, Chordata, Aves, Sphenisciformes, Spheniscidae. Bases 17 to 742 code for a protein of 241 amino acids. The record is from RefSeq and is a predicted model, not a curated record.